Messenger RNA from Linum trigynum, 4590 nucleotides. The record is from the annotation of a GenBank genome assembly. NCBI's taxonomy places the organism in Eukaryota, Viridiplantae, Streptophyta, Magnoliopsida, Malpighiales, Linaceae.
CCAACCCAUUAUCAAUGGGUCUACUUGGGUUUGGGUAUAAUUACCCAUGGGUGGGUAAUUUGCCAUCCCUAGUAAUCCCACAAGCCGCCAACUGAGACAAAGGAGCCGUCACAGUGCACAAUUCGAUCGAAAGGGCCAAGCGGUGGUGAGGGGUUUCGACGGGAUCCCCUAGGCUGAGAAGGACAACUAGCUUAUCUCAGGAUUGAGGACUGUGAGGUUGUGUCUCGAGCUUCGUUGAUGUUCAUGAAUUCACGAUUAGCUAAAGUCGCUGAGUUGGGGUGGGGAAAUAGCACUGCUCUCAAAGAUUGUAGGUCUCCUAUGUGGGAACCAGAAAUUAAAAACGAGAUGGAAAGAGGUUGUCAAAUACUCCAACCAACAAAUAAUUACCUAGCCAGGGAAUAAUUAUCAUUUGCCGGCAGUAGGAGUUCUUAGUUGGGUCUGUGUGGGAAGUAGGGGUUAAAAAUGAGAAGGCGGACGAGAUUGUCAACUACUUGAACCAAUUAUAUAUAUAAUAAUAAUAUUGAGGGGGAUCAUUAUCAUUUAUCAUAUGCCUGAAUGAAGAAGGAAGAGGUAUCGUCGAUCGGAAGGAUAAUGCCGGCCGACCUAAACAGACAUCUACCAAGAGCACAUAAGAUAGAAUUGAGAGAAUAUGGCUAACAAAACUGCCUUCUUCAUUUUAUUAUUGAAAUUUUCCUAUGCUCAAAUUUCUAGGCUCAUGCCUCUCUGCCCGAUCGGGGACUAUAAAUAAGUCCGCCUGGAUUGAAUCAUUAAUCAAACAGAGAAAAAAAAAAGACAUAAUUUAUUAAGCAAAUCCGACCAACAUAUAUUUAUAUAUAUAUAGAAUGAUGAUGAUGAUGAUGAAGUCUGGAAGCAUGUUGGGAAGAAGAAUCUCCCCAUUUCUUCUUCUUCUUCUGGUGAUGGUUGUCGCAGUAGUCUUUCUCCAUGGCCGAUCUCCAAUCUUUGCAGGUGAUCAUAUAUAUACAUGUCUAAUUAAUGAACUUUCAUUCAUCUUCCUCCAUGCAAUAUGCACGAAUAUCCCAGCUCUAUCUACUGUUAUUUGUUAAUUAGCACGUUACUGAUGUUGAAUUGAACUUGGGUUUUCGGCCGAUGUUACGUACGUAGCUGCGCAUGUGGAGGAUUGUACCGGCUUGACAGUGGUGGCUUCAACAGACACGUGCUGCGAUGUGGUGAGAAAAUCCAGCAUCACAAUGAAGAAGCUCUUCUCUUUAAACCCGAAUCUGGAUUGCGAUAAUCUCCCAAUAACACUCUGCACCAGGGAUUAAUUAAUAUAUAUUAACCAUGAUAUAUACUUAAUUACAAGCGCGCAGCUUCACAGAUGGCAUGCAUGCUCUACAUAUAUAGAUCCAUCGAUGUGCUUGUAAUUAAUGUAAACUGAAUACCGUUUGCUAGUUACUGCAUGCAUUGCUUACCUACCUUCCUAUGUAACCAUUCCUCCUGCUGGUUUAACGACAUCGUAUAGUUGGAGCAAAUAAACAACAACACAGCCACGGAGAUCGAUCUGAAUAAAUAAAAUUUAUAUUUUAUAUGAGUACUUGUGUUUCCAUCGAAAUCUUAUGAAUGAGUUCCAUGGAAAUGAAAUCUGGUUUAAUUAAUUAAUUACAAAAGGAUAUAAUAUGUACAGUGGCGGACCCAGAAAUUUUUCAUAGGGGUGUCCUCUUUUAAAAAUAAAUUAAAUAAAAAUAAUUAAUAAAAAUAAAAUCGUAAAUUUGAAAAUACUUUACUUGUACAGGUUAAAAAAGUUUCAUAUUCGAAAAUAAUUGUAGAAUACACUUGGUGUCUAUAGUGUUAAAAUUUUUUGUCUCUAUAUACCCUACUAGACAAUCAUUCACGAACUUAUCGCAUAUUCGAUUUGUAAACUUGUUCUCACCCAAAGCUGAAAGACUCUUUCAACACUUGUCGUAUUAAGACUAGCUUGAAAUUGGUUUAAUUGUUAGGUUUUUAAAAUAAUUAGAGAUAGGAAAUGACAUUUUACUAUUACAUUUUUCAAAAUCGAACAACAAAUGAGUUGUAGGUCAACGAAAAUUAAGUUUAUUAAUAAGAAUAGUAUUCUAGAUUUGAAUUACCCAAUCUACCACUUAUAUUCCUAUACACAAAUGACAGUAGGAUAAUCAUGUUUUCAAAUUUCAGCGGUGUCCCUCACUAUCAAUUUUUUUUUUUUGUUCAUAUGUAAACUACCACCGGGGGUUGGAUAAUCGUAUUCCCAAAACCCCCUGGGUUCGCCCCUGAAUAUGUAAAAGGGCUAGAGCGGUUAAGAAAGUGUCAUUUGUGUUUCGAACUAUUCAAUAUUCUAUUUAUGUCCCAAUUUAUGAUAGUUGUGUGUCAUCUAUGUUUUGACGAUUUUGUUGACUGUAAUAGGUAAUGGUUACCAGACGGAAGUCAACUUUAGCAUUGACUUUUGUUGACAUGGCAGCCACGCAGAUGCAACAUCAUUGACCCCUCAUAUUUUUUUUUAAAUUUAAAAUUUUAAUUUAAAUAUUUUUUAAGUUGGAUCAUAUUGAAAGGUUAGUUGGAUCAUCCCAACUUCUUGAUCACUUGGGUAAAAAUGAUGCAUUGGUAGACGCCACUUAUUGUUUAUGAUUGUAAAUGUUAAUGUCAUUGCCAAUGUGACAAGAACCAUAAGGUCGCACACAAAUAUUUUUGUUCGGAUCAAUUAAAGAGUCAAAGCUUGUUGGCUAGGGACUGACGUGUAUAGUCUAAUGCUUUGAGCAUUAAACUAAAGAGCUAGAAUUGUAUUGGUGGUUAAUUAAAAUAAAUUGGCAUUUCAAUCACGAGGUGUUAAUUAGCACGAGGUGGCCAUUAGCACGAGGUGUUAACAAACACGAAGUGUAAACAAGCACGAGAUGAUAAUAAGAAUGACGUGGAUUAUAAUUAUCAUUAUCUUCCACAUUAUUACGUAGAUUCAUUUGAGAAUGAGUCAUCACCACAUUAAAUGAGUCAUUUUGAUGACUCGUAUAUUUAACCAUGAGGUGCAGACUUUUGGUUCAUUUGAGAAUGAAUCAUCAUCACAUUAGAUGAGUCAUUUUGAUUACUAAUAUGAUUAACCAUGAGGUGCUGAAUUUAGGUGCAUUCGGAGACGAUUCAUCUCCAUAUUUGACGAGUCAUUUGAUGACUCAAUUGUGAAAGGAUGAGUUGCAGAUUUUUGGGUUCACAUAAGAUGAAUCAUCACCAUUUCAUGAGCCUAGAAAUGGGGGCUGAAAUGAGUGACGAAAAUAAGUACUUCACUUGCCAUCUCUAGCUUUCUUAGUCAUCUUGAAAAGUUCAUAAACACUAAAAUUCUUUAAUCCUCCAAAUUUCAUGGCUAGCAUCAUUCCAUGGAGGCCGUUGGUGGUAGCUAAGGCUCCUAUAUGGGAACUAGCUAGGAGUUAAAAAUGAGGUUGACGAAUAAUGUAUAAUUAGCUAGGGAAUAAUUAUCAUAUGCCGGCAGUACGUCUUCUUGCGCGCGGGUCUAUGUGGGAAGUAGCCAGUAGGAAGGUAUCGCCGGAAAUAUAAUGCCGGCCGGCCUAAACAUCUACAAAGCGCACCAAAGACAGAACUGGAAGAAAAGAGAAUAUCGCUAACAAAACUGUGUUCUAAUUCCUUUUUAAUAUUGAAUUUCCUAGCUAGGGCUGCAAUUCUCCUCCACACGGCUCAAAUUUUUGGGCUCAUGCCUGAUCGAGCACUAUAAAUAAGGCCGGCUGGAAUAGACGAUCAUUUGUCAAACAGAGGGGGAAAACAUAAUUUCCACACACACAAAAAAGAAAAAACAUAAUUUCUUUAAAAAAAAAAAUACAACAUAUAGAACGAUGAUGAAGUCUGGAAGCAUGUUGGGAAGAAGAAUCUCCCCAUUUCUUCUUCUUCUGGCGAUGGUAAUUGCCGCAGUACUCUGUCUCCACGCGGAUGUUGGCCGAUCUCCAAUAUUUGCAGCUGCGCAUGUGAAGCAUUGUACAGGCUUAACAGUGGUGGCAUCAACAGACACGUGCUGCGAUGUGGUGAGAAAAGACGGCAUCACAAUGAAGCAGCUCUUCCAUUUAAACCCGCAUCUGGAUUGCGAUAAAAUCCGCUUCGGGAUGACACUCUGCACCAGGGGUUAAAAUUAAUAAUGAACCAUAUAUUAUAUAAUAAUGUUAACGUAAAUGUACGUUACUGCAUGCAUGCAGACAUUAUAUUAUUGCGUUGCCUGCCUAAGCCUACCAGUUUCCGGUUUAAAGAUGACGACGUAAGGCUAGCUCAAGAAAGAAGACACUAUAAUGCCGGCUGGCAGCUGCCACUACUAGAUCUCCUAGUGUCGUAGUCACCAUAUAUAGUUUGAGAAAAAUAAACAGCACUACUGUUGUAGCCAUGGAGUUCUUCUAUCUCAAGAAAUAAAAAUUAACAUUUUAUGACUACUUGUUUCUGUUGAUAAUCUGGAAACGAAUUCGAAAGCAGUAAAUAAUACAGACGGAUUUAUGUGGUAUCCCCGAUUUCCCAGGACUACGCACCAACUUCCACCCCGAACUUAAACAACGCAGGGUAACACACAACCUCGCAACUCGCAAGGACAAAAAUAUAUAAUGAUGAGUCAAGCGUUUAUAAUAUAAUAACAUAUUGUAU